GCUCUGUGGAGACCCUCUGAAGAGGAGGACCGACAGAGGGAGCCACCAGGUCACAUGACCGGCGAGGUGAAUGUGCAUGCGGGGAAAGAAAAGGAAAAGAGGAACAAUCUGUUCGACACGUUCUUGCUCUCUCUGUCCUCCCCCUUCCCCCUUUCUCUCUCUCUCUAUCUCACACACCCACACACUCUCUCUCUCUCUCUCUGACGCCUUCUUCUUCUCAAUGGAGGCCAUGAGAAGAAAGCAGCCCGCUGGUCUAGCCAAGGGCAGCGUGGAUAAGGGUGCAUCCACAAAGAAAGAGGAACUCGAUGCAGCAAGCAACGGAGAGGAGAAACCAGAUGUGGACAAAGAGGUAGCAGCCAGACUGGCCCCUUCCCCUCCAGCAGAGACGAUGCUUAACGGCACCGAAUGUGACGACGCGAGGCACAAGAGCCCGACACACGGCUCUGCAGCAGCCAACAACAAGACUUUACCGUUGGUUAAUGAAAACGGCACGUCCGACAUGGAGCCGCCGCACGGUUCUGUUACUGGAAGCAAUGGAUUCAUCCUCACUAAGCAGCAGCAGGAAGGCGGCGCCGCAGCGACGCCGGGUUUGGGAGUUUCCCCUCACAGGACUAACUGGUUGCCUUCGGGCUCACCAACAGGGGGACACACGGCCAAAUCUCCCCCGGCCUCGGCGUCUGGGUGUGCGCAGAGUUCAGGUGCACUAAGGACUGACCCCAGUACGGGGACUACGUCGGGACAGGAGACACCAGACACUAAAAGCGGCUCAGCCUCGUCUCCUGCCCCGGCUCCAGCACCCGUCACGAUACACAGAGCGCGCAAGACCAUGUCCAGACCUGCUGUCAGCCCGGCACAAAAGCUUCUUAACAGGGAAUUAAGAGAAGCGAAGAGUGCCAAACUGGAGAAAAUGGAGACUCAUGUUGCACCCGACGUUCAGAAAUCCUUGCAGCAGUCCUCCGCGCAGAACCAUCUACCUCAGAGUCCGCCGGAUACGCCAGCUUCAGCACAAACUGCUUCAUCAGCUUCACCAGCACCUCCUGCAGCUCCCGCAACACCUCCGGCUCCUCCAGCUCCUGCAGCCCCUCUGGCUUCACGGGAUCCUCCAGCUCCUGCAGCUUCAGGGGCUCCUCCAGCUCCUCCAGCUCCUCCAGCUCCUGCAGCUCCUCUGGCUUCAGUGGCUCCUCCAGCUCCUGAGGCUCCUGCAGCCCCUGAGGCUCCUCCAGCUCCUCCACCUCCUGCAGCUUCUGAGGCUCCUCCAGCUCCAGCCAAGCUCCAACUAGGUCCUUUCUCAGGAGGGUUGGCAUCCAGGAAGAAGAAGAGGAGGAUGGGAAUGUACAGUCUGGUUCCCAAGAAGAAAACCAAAGUGCUGAAGCAGAGAAGUGUGCUGGAAAUGUUUAAGGAGCUACAACAGUCUAGAGCCAAGAGCCCGCAGACUAAAGAGGUAGCAAACAUAAAUGGGGAGAAGGUCGAAAAUGCAUCUGAGGAGGAAGAGUCCGAGGAGAUGGAGUCUGAGGAGGAGGAGCGACAGCAGCCAGCAGAAGGACCUGUCGGGGCUGUCCAGGAAGCAACGUCUGACCCCAUCUCUCAGAUGGAGAUGGGAGAUGAGCAGGACUCUGAAGAGUCUGGAGAAGAAGAGGGAGAGGAGGAGGGCACAGAGUCUGACUUGAGCACAGAGUCCAGUCUGAAGAAGAAGUUGAAAAAGAAAAUAAAGAGAGACAGCGCGUGGCUCAGGCCGUCCAGGAAACGGAAGAGGAGGAUAAAGGGCAAAGAACUGGAGGCGGUGGAUCAGCCUCAGGCUUCAGCUCAGGCCCAGGCAGACGAUGGUAAAGAACGCACACAGAUUUCCUCACCGGAGUCUGUCAACCUCAACAAACCCCACGAGGCGGCAGUUCCCUCACAGAACAAAGCCGCUUCAGAGUCAGCGAUAGAAGAGGCUCAGGAGCUCCCGCUCUGCAGCUGCCGCAUGGAGACGCCCAAGAGUCGAGAGAUUCUCACCCUGGCAGACAGGAAGUGCAUGGCCACAGAGAGCGUUGACGGACAGCUGACCCGCUGCCAGGGUGCCAUACUGAAACAUGAAAUGAUGCGUCCCUCCAACUCCGUUCAGCUGCUGGUUCUGUGCGAGGACCAUCGCAACGGCAUGGUGAAGCACCAGUGCUGCCCCGGCUGUGGCUUCUUCUGCAGGGCUGGGACCUUCAUGGAGUGCCAACCAGACCUCAGCAUCUCUCACCGUUUCCAUCAGGCGUGUGCCUCGGUGCUGAAAGGCCAAAGCUUCUGUCCCCACUGUGGAGAGGAGGCCAGCAAGGCCAAGGAGGUCACCAUCGCCAAUGCCGACACCACCUCCACCGUGCCCCCCGCGCUCGCACACGGACCGGUCACGCCCGGGGUCCCAGAGGGCCGAGCAGACACCACCACUGGCAGCUCCUCUCGUCUUGCUUUGGGGGGUGAAGUCAGCGGCAGGGCCGACAGCUCUCUGUCCAAUCGUUCUUCUCACGGACUCGACACCUAUGCUGUUCCUGGGUCAUCCAAGACCGUGACACUGCUGGCUGGGACGGCGUCGCCUACAGUCCCUCAAGGACCACCUAGAGAGACCCUAGAGAGCAUCCUGGUGGCUCUCGACACAGAGAAGCCCAAGAAGCUGCGCUUUCACCCCAAACAACUUUACCUCUCAGCCAAACAGGGAGAGCUCAAGAAGGUCUUGCUCAUGUUGGUGGACGGCAUCGACCCGAACUUUAAGAUGGAAUCUCAGAACAAACGCACCCCGCUCCACGCUGCAGCUGAGGGAGGUUUUAAAGACAUCUGCCACAUGCUUGUACAGGCCGGAGCAAACUUGGACAUGUGUGACGAAGAUCAGCGGACGCCACUGAUGGAGGCCUGUGAGAACAACUACAUGGAGACGGUCCAGUACCUGCUGAGAGCUGGAGCCAGCGCCACGCACAAGGAUGUUGAAGGGUUCACGUGUCUCCACCUAGCGGCCAAGUCUGGCCAUUACAACAUUGUUGAGCACCUUCUGACAACAGGACUUAUCAACAUCAACUGUCAGGAUGACGGAGGUUGGACAGCUAUGAUCUGGGCGACGGAGUAUAAGCAUGCGGACCAGGUGAAGCUGCUUCUGAACAAAGGAGCCGACAUCAGCAUCAGGGACAAGGAAGAGAACAUCUGCCUCCACUGGGCAGCGUUCUCGGGCAGCGUGGAGAUCGCCGAGCUGCUCCUGAACGCCCGCUUUGACCUGCAGGCUGUCAACAUCCACGGAGACUCUCCUCUACACAUCGCCGCUCGGGAGAAUCGUUUAGAAUGUGUCACGCUUUUCCUCAAUCGAGGAGCAGAUGUGUUUCUAAAGAACCGCGAGGGAGAAACUCCUCCAGAUUGCUGCAGCCACAACUCGAAGGCCUGGGUGGCCCUGCAGGCCAACAGGAGGGAGAGGGACGCCAAGAACACCAGACUCACUCGAGCGGAGGAAAAAGUCCUUCAGAGUGACAUAGCUCUGGGGCAGGAGAGCAUUCCCCUUCCCUGUGUCAACUCUGUCGACAGUGAACCUUACCCAGACGACUACAAAUACAUCUCCGAAAACUGCGUCACCUCCCCCAUGAACAUCGACAGGAACAUAACACACUUACAGUACUGUGUUUGUAAAGAAGACUGUUCGACAAGUAUCUGCAUGUGUGGUCAACUCAGCCUGCGCUGCUGGUACGACAAGGGUGGUCGUCUUCUACCUGAAUUCUGCCGUGAGGAGCCUCCUCUCAUCUUUGAGUGUAACCACGCGUGCUCCUGUUGGAGGACCUGCAAGAACCGCGUAGUGCAAAAUGGAAUCAGGACCAGGCUUCAGCUCUUCAGGACCAGUAAGAAGGGCUGGGGUGUCCGUGCAGUACAAGACAUACCACAGGGGACCUUUGUAUGCGAGUACGUAGGUGAGAUCAUCUCCGAAGCAGAAGCAGAGAUGAGGCAGAAUGACACGUACCUGUUCAGCCUUGAUGAUAAGCCACAAGAUCUAUACUGCGUCGAUGCUCGUUUCUAUGGAAACAUCAGCCGCUUCCUCAAUCACAUGUGCGAGCCCAACUUGUUUGCCUGUCGAGUGUUCACGACGCACCAGGACCUUCGUUUCCCACACAUUGCCUUCUUCGCCAGUGAAAACAUCAAGGCUGGAGAGGAGCUUGGAUUUAACUACGGCGACCACUUCUGGGAAGUCAAAAGCAAGCUGUUCAGCUGCGAAUGCGGCUCUUCCAAGUGCAAGUACUCGUCAGCGGCCAUGGCGUCGCUGCAGGCGGACAGCACACCGGAGGACCAGCAGCAGCCCAGUGCGUCACCUGACACCAGCUCUUCCAACAGUCCCUCCAGUCCUUCCUAAAACCCUCCACACACACACACUAAGCUUCGCUACAUGUACACAUGACUGAUGGACACACCUGCGUAAUGCACCAGUCUGAACUUUUAUCAAUGAACUUGUACUGUAUCUCCACUUCUGAUUCAAACCAUGGACCUUUCGUGAGAACCUGUAAAACCGUUGUCAUACAGAACCAGAUGCACAAUCAAAUCCUGGAAGAACUUACUGCUCCGUUAUUCCACCCAGAUGAACAGCAGGGAGCAGCGUCGUCACGCACAGCAAAUGUCACAGGGACAAUAAAAAUCAGUCUUUACUUGUCAUACAUAAUGUCAUACAUAACUUUACUGGGAAGGAGAACUGUGCAUUUUGUCUAUUUUUUCCAAUAUGAUUGGUUGAAAUUAUCAAAUGGCUUUUCUUAUCGAGUCAUGAUCAAGGAACUUUGAGGUCGGGGGAUGAGGGUAUCGUUGUCUUUUGCAAAGACAACCUCAGCAUACAGCUGAGUUUAACUUGUUCGACCUUCGCGGUCAUUUAUCAUGAACCAUUCCAGCGAGAUUAGCUGAUAAAUAUUGAGCUAUGUUGCCACUUCUUUGCAUAACUUCAUCUUUGUUGCAGCGGUCUUUGAACAGACAUGUCCAACAUUUGCCACCACAGUUGAUUUUGAGUUGACAAAUGAACUAAAAUGAUAGGAAAGUCAAAGACAGGGUGCAAAAAAGUGGAUUGUUUUUUUUUUAUUUGCUACUCAAGCGAGUAUAGAUUGAGAGAAAGAUGCUGUACCAUUCCUCAAAAAUGAGGCAUUUCUAGUCUGCCCUUUUUAUUAAGCAUGUUGCCACAGAUGUGGGAGAAUUGAUUAAAUUGAAUGGCGUUUAAAAAAAACAAGAAAAAUGGUGCUGACAAAGGUUUUUACUUUUGUUUUCAUUUUUAUUACCCACGUGAACAUAGUUUGUAAGAUAAGAGAACGUUUUACGUUUUUUAUGUUUAAUUUUAACUCCACUUUUCUAAGCGUAGUUACUGUAGUUAAGCUAUUUUUGUUUCAUGAUUUUGCCGACAGAAGCCAACCCGUCUUUUUAAAUGUUGUUAGUAAAGCAGUGACUGUUGUGCAAAGUCUUGAAAGGUAUAAAUGAAAAAAAAGGUUAUAAAAAUGCAAUUCAUAACGUUCUGUUACAUAUUUCUGGACCGUGAACCAUCCAUCUAAUUGGUUGUAUCUUUUUCAAUAAAUUUACUACUAAUGCAUUUA
This is a messenger RNA of Sebastes umbrosus (honeycomb rockfish), 5552 nucleotides long. It is a transcript of the gene ehmt1b, whose product is annotated as euchromatic histone-lysine N-methyltransferase 1b. Gene Ontology annotation, molecular function: zinc ion binding; p53 binding; histone methyltransferase activity. The transcript has 26 exons. Lineage: Eukaryota; Metazoa; Chordata; Actinopteri; Perciformes; Sebastidae. The record is from RefSeq and is a predicted model, not a curated record. The coding region runs from base 71 to 4342 and encodes 1423 amino acids. Gene Ontology annotation, cellular component: nucleus.